Molecule: messenger RNA, 3315 nt
Organism: Trichoderma aggressivum f. europaeum
Lineage: Eukaryota; Fungi; Ascomycota; Sordariomycetes; Hypocreales; Hypocreaceae
Exons: 2
Coding region: 1-3315 (1104 amino acids)
Biological process (GO): error-prone translesion synthesis; error-free translesion synthesis
Cellular component (GO): nucleus
Molecular function (GO): DNA-directed DNA polymerase activity; deoxycytidyl transferase activity; damaged DNA binding
Source: RefSeq, a predicted model, not a curated record
AUGAAUAACGCUCUGGAAAAGAACUCCUCCGCGGUGAGGAAACGCAUUGAGGGCCAUGUCUUUGAAGAUGAAGAGGGAGAGGAGUAUGAAGGAAGUGAAUUUAAUGGCUUUGGCGACUAUUUUCGUCGGAAAAAGAUCAAGCUGCAGAAUCUAGAUGCCGAAAUGCGCGCAGCAUCUGACAAGCCUCCGAUAUUCAAGGGGGUUGUUGCUCAUGUCAACGGGUACACUCAACCACCACUUCAAGUGCUUCAUCGCGACAUUGUACAGCAUGGAGGUGGCUUUCUUCAGUAUCUGGACUCAAAAACUAUGGCAACACAUAUCAUCACUGCAACCCUAACGCCAAAGAAGGCUGUUGAGUUUAGUCGAUACAGGAUUGUGAAGCCUACAUGGGUCGUCGAUUCAAUAAAAGCCGGAAAACUCUUGCCGUGGUCGGACUAUCGGGUGCUGGGUGAAAGCCCCAGCCAAAAGGUUUUGAAAUUCGAUAGCGACAGAGGACUUACACAAUCCAGUCCGACGGCCAGGCGGGGAUACAAGGAGCAGACAGAGAAUAGCUUUUAUACAAGCCAGAUAAAAGCCGAGGCGCAGCGUAAUACAGCAACACAGCUCAUAGAGAAAUCGCCCCUGUCUAAUCGGUGGCAAACCGACAAGUCUGGCGAGCUGUUACAAAGCACAGAAGAGCGUUUGGCCUCUGCGUCCAGUGAAAGGUAUUCAACGGACAAUGCAGGCGAUGAAGAACCCAAAGACGAACCUAUGGACUUUGAGCAACAGCUUGCGCCCAUUUCGACCAGCCCGGCAGACUCAUCAAAAAUAUCUCCCAAGAAUAUGACCUCGGAAGAGCAUAACGCUUGGCUUCUAUCGGAUCCGAAAAUAAGAAAAUCAUCCACUGCGAAUCCCGAUUUUCUGAAACAGUUCUACUCAGAGAGUCGAUUGCAUCAUCUAUCGACUUGGAAAGCAAAUUUGAAGUCGUCUAUGCAACGGUUAGCAGUUGAAAAGGGGCUAUCAAAUCGGAAGGUGAAGAGCCGGCCUGGCUCGAGGAGGUACAUUAUGCAUGUGGAUUUUGACAGCUUCUUCUGCACAGUGUCAUUAAAGCGCCAUCCCGAAUAUCUGGAUAAGCCAUCCGUUGUCGCCCACAGCACGGGUGCUGGUUCGGAAAUUGCAAGUUGCAAUUACGUUGCUCGGAAAUAUGGCGUUAAGAAUGGCAUGUGGAUGAAACGAGCUCUCGAGCUGUGUCCUGACCUAAAAGUUUUGCCUUACGAUUUUCUCGCAUACGAGGAGGUGAGCCGUCAAUUCUACGAUGCGGUCUUGGGAGUGGGUGGUAUUGUCCAGAGUGUUAGCGUCGACGAGGCCUUGGUAGAUGCCACCGAUGUCGUCCUUGCUGCCGCCGAAUCCCACGGCACUGGAGUUGAAGAGGGCAGUAUUUGGAGAGAACAGGAAAAGGUCGACGAGAUAGCAUUGGCCCUGCGCAACAAGAUCAAAGAGAGUACCGACUGUGCCGUUUCUGUUGGUGUCGGCGCAAAUAUUCUGCAAGCCAAGGUUGCCUUGAGGAAAGCAAAGCCCGACGGACAGUUUCAAUUAAGACCAGAGCAGGUUAUGGAAGUCAUCGGUGAUCUCAAGGUUGAGGAGCUACCAGGAGUGGCAUACAGUAUUGGCGGGAAGCUAGAAGUAUUAGGCGUCAAGCUUGUCAAAGAUCUCAGAGACAUCCCCAAAGACCGUCUCGUAACGGUUCUGGGCCCCAAGACCAGUGACAGGCUUCAUGACUACGCCCGUGGCAUCGAUCGGACGGAGGUCGGAGAGCAGCCGCCCAGGAAAUCCGUAUCAGCAGAGGUCAGUUGGGGAAUCCGCUUCAUCAAUCAGACAGAAGCUGAAGAAUUUGUCUACAACCUCUGCAAGGAGCUGGAAAAGCGUUUGGUGAAUGAGCAAGUCAAGGGAAAGCAUCUGACAGUGAAGAUCAUGAGGCGGGCUCUCGAUGCGCCUCUCGACCCAACGAAGCAUUUAGGGCAUGGAAAAUGCGAUUCUUUCAACAAAAGCGCAACUUUUGGUGUUGCAACUCACAACUAUGAGAUUAUUGGCAAAGAAGCGGUUUCGAUACUGCGCUCGUUCAGGUUCAGCCCUGGGGAUCUUCGUGGAAUUGGCGUCCAGAUGACGAAAUUGGAGCCGAUCAAGUUGAACCCACUGGCCGUGGAGGGAAGCCAGAGAAAGAUUGCAUUUGCUCCAUUUGUUGAGCCAGUUCCUUCAAAACAGCAAUCAAGAACAGAGCUUAUUGACGUGCUCGAAGAGCGGAAUGGCUUAUCGGACAAUCCUACCACACCUCAGAAAUUCAGAGUCGGCCAAGAAGAUAAAAAAGCCACUGCGCAUAUCAACGUUCCGGGCACCCAAUUCGUGUUGCCCAGCAGUCCUGAUCCCGCGGUCUUGGCCGAGUUACCCAGCGAUAUUCGUACCAAGCUCAUGGCUCAGCGCCCAAAAGCCGCUGCUACGGAAUUACAAAUGGAGGCUCCCAAGUUGAGACCCCGAAGCCCAGUUCUAGCAGAUUUGCUGUCCUCUCAAGUCGAUUUGGAGGUGUUUAACGCACUUCCAGAUGAUAUGAAAGCCGAGGUAUUGGCACUUUACAGGCGAAAGCCAACUGAGCCUUUGCCACAGGGCUCACCUGACAGACCCGAAGCAGCUCGAACUAGGAAACCAACAACUCCAACCAAACCCAGCGGAUCCCGUAAUACAUUGGACCAAAUAUCACGUCGGCGAGAUGCUGAGGAGGGUGUUAUUCAAACCAACUUCCGGAAUCCAGUACCCAUAGAGGAGGCUCAACCUGAGCAGAUUGAAGAAUUAGAUCCAGAAUUUCUUGCGGAACUUCCAGAAGACGUCAGAAGAGAAGUAAUUGCCGAUCAUCGACGGCGGCUGUUGGCGCUGCAGUCGGGAUUGGAGAUGCCGAUCCUGAGGAACAAUCAGAGUGGUAACUUACUUCCCGGAGGACAAAAAAUGAUACAGUUUCCUAUGCUACCGCCGGUAAUUUCGUUUUCUGGAUCCAUCACUUCUACAUCAGAGAUCAAGGACAUGGUAGACGCAUGGCAUGCCCAAACCAGGAAGGCAGGGCCUCACAAACGAGAUGUCGACGUUUUGGAAAGAUAUUUGGUGAAAGUAAUCAAAGAGGAAAUGGAUCUGACCAAGGCCGUUGCGUUGAUCAAAUGGCUGGGCGUUGUGGUUGAUCAAGACGGUGUGGAUAGUCGAGGCCGCCGAGCUUGGAAGCUGGCAGUGAGCGGCAUCAAAGCGGCAAUGCAAGCCGCUGUUGAGGAGAGGGGUCUGGCACCAUUGCAAAUAUGA